Messenger RNA from Helianthus annuus (common sunflower), 1520 nucleotides. RefSeq names its product GDSL esterase/lipase At3g48460. Bases 180 to 1310 code for a protein of 376 amino acids. The transcript has 2 exons. NCBI's taxonomy places the organism in Eukaryota, Viridiplantae, Streptophyta, Magnoliopsida, Asterales, Asteraceae. The record is from RefSeq and is a predicted model, not a curated record. Gene Ontology annotation, molecular function: hydrolase activity, acting on ester bonds.
AAAAUAAAAACAAAGUGAUCGCAAAACGGGUACCGUACCGUAAUACCCAUACCGUACCAAUAUAUUCGGUACGGUAUUUGGUACUCAGUUUUGUUCAAAUUCAAUACCGAUACAGAUAACUGUACCAAUCUCAUCCCUAUAUAUAGCCACCAAAACCUCUACAAAGGGCCAUAUCAACCAUGCCACCUUCCACCACCACAUUUGUUGCCACCACCACCAUCCUCCUCCUCCUUACCACCACCGCCUCCACCGCCACCCGACGACCAUUUAACAAAAUCUACGCAUUCGGCGACUCUUACACGGACACUGGAAACACCGCAUCCAACAGCGGCCCAAACGCCUUCACCUACGUCUCCAACCCGCCAUACGGCACCACAUUCUUCCACCACCCCACCAACCGAUACUCCGAUGGCCGUCUAGUCAUCGACUUCGUAGCCGAAUCACUCUCUUUACCCUACUUGCCACCCUACCACAACCCCAAAGCUGACACCUCGUACGGGGUCAACUAUGCUGUUGCAGGGUCAACGGCCAUACCAUACUCGUUCUUUGUCAAAAAUAACCUUACUCUUGACAUACAACGUCAGUCUUUACAAACUCAACUUGCUUGGUUUAACAAAGACUUGGAGGGGCAAAAGUGUAAAAGUGCAAAGUUAACUCCUAACGAAUGCAAGGCGGUGUUUGAUAAUGCAUUGAUUUGGGUGGGUGAAAUUGGAGCCAAUGAUUAUGCGUACACCGUUGGAUCUAACGUUGAAAGUAAAACAAUUCAACAGCUUUCUAUUCGUAGUGUCAAUGGAUUUCUAGAGGCAUUGCUUGACAAAGGUGCAAAAUACAUGGUUGUGGAAGGCCUUCCGACAACCGGCUGCUUAACCCUCUCCAUGUCGCUAGCGUCCGAGUCAGACCGCGAUGACAUGGGCUGCGUCGGUAGCCUCAACAAGCAAAGCUACGACCACAACACCAUCCUCCAAACCAAAAUCCGAGACCUCCGGCAAAAGUACCCGGAAACCGUCAUCAUUUACGCUGAUUACUGGAACGCUUACCGUUCCAUUAUCAAGAACGCGCCUAAACUAGGCUUCAAGGAGCUUUAUAAUGUGUGUUGUGGGUCAAGUGGCGCACCAUACAACUUCGAUGUCCUUGCUACUUGUGGGUCCCAGUCUGCGAGCUCGUGUUCAAACCCUUCUCAGUAUAUCAACUGGGAUGGAGUUCACCUAACCGAGGCUAUGUAUAAGGUGGUUGCUGACUCGUUUCUAAAGGGCGGGUUCACUCAUCCGCCGCUUGGGUCACUGUUUAGCAGUAAACAAUACUCCGGCUAGAUUACCAUGAGCAUGUUUCCUAGUUUUCGUUGUUCAAUGUGUUUUCUCGAGUCUGCGACUAUGGUCUUAGACUCUUAGCGAAUAGCGUAUGUAGGAUUUGCGUUUUCUCGAGUCUGCGACUAUGGUCUUAGACUCUUAGCGAAUAACGUAUGUAGGAUUUAUGUAUCAGUGUUUUUCAGGGCAAUGAUUACGUUUGGUUCUUGAGCAUCA